Xylaria bambusicola is the source of this 1702-nucleotide messenger RNA. Its product is annotated as histidine phosphatase superfamily. The transcript has a single exon. NCBI's taxonomy places the organism in Eukaryota, Fungi, Ascomycota, Sordariomycetes, Xylariales, Xylariaceae. Gene Ontology annotation, molecular function: phosphatase activity. The record is from RefSeq and is a predicted model, not a curated record. Bases 643 to 1281 code for a protein of 212 amino acids. Gene Ontology annotation, cellular component: cytoplasm.
ACUAGAUUGCACUGAACCUUCUCAAUCCUUUUUGUCUUCUCUCUUACCCCUGAGUACAGCCUACUCCACGCCUUUUGACCGACUCUGAACUCCUGAGCUAACUCAUUCCAUCCCCGAUCACUACGACCUUCACACCACGUCACUUCAAAAGGGCUUCUGGAAGGUUUCACAUAGUUUUUGGUUUAUUCUUAUUGUGUACAAUGUCGUCGCCUUUGCCUACUAGUCUCUAUUGGCUUUGGGUAUGCACGAAGUUAGCGCGGGCGUCCUACAAAACGCUGAACCCAAUCAUUUGGGAUCAUUGGAGCCAUUGAGGACUUGAUACUCGCUUUGUUUAGCAUUUACCUUGGGUUAGCAAACACAAUUUCUCGGGCAUAGGACUAUUGGCGCGCCCCGUACUACAGAGUGGACAUUGGCGUGGCCUGUGUAAUAUACAAACAAUCGGCUAGAAAACUGAGAUACAAUUUUCCCUAUUAUAAAAUAUGUCAAUCAAUACAGCUCAGGGCUCGAAAGGCGUCAUUGGAUAUACAUUGAGCUAGAUAUUUGGGCAAGAGGAGUCACGAACGUCAGGAUCUGAGGAUUCCUUAAUAUUCAGUAAAUCCAACAUCAGAUCGAGCUUGCCAUCUACCAUCAACGUCGCACACCAUGCCAGCGAUCAUCCACGUCAUUCGACAUGCACAGGCGCUGCACAAUGUCCAUCAGGACUUUAGCCUUCCCGAUCCUGAAUUGACAGAGUUGGGCCACGAGCAAUGCAAGACAGCGGCCGCGGAACUCAGAGACCUAGGAGACAAAACCGCCGUGAUCCUCGCCUCGCCCCUUCAACGCGCAAUUCAAACCGCCCUCGCCGUCUUUCCUGCAUACACAGCUUCAGGCAAGAAGAUAGUUCUUGUGCCAGACUUGCAAGAAAUCGGUGUCUCGCCGGCGGACACAGGCAAUUCUCGGGAGUAUCUAGAGGACAAAUUCGGUGCCAUUCUAGACUACGACCUCCUCACGCCAGACUGGAUGGUGAAGCGCUGGAAGAGCCGGAACGCGCCUGAAUUCGUCGAGGAACGCGCGCGAGACACGAGGGCAUUCAUCCGCUCCAUGGCUCGGAAAUACGGAGAUGAAGACGUCGACAUCGUGGUCGUCACGCAUGGGCAAUAUCUCUGGUCUCUGACCAAGAAUGAUGUUUUCUUCAGAAACGUCGAGCGACGCACGUAUGCCUUCGACCCCGAUCAGGAGAACAGCCUCGAGGCCGAUCUAAUCGAGACGCCUGAGAGCAUCGCCAGACGGAGCCCACCGUGACCUGGCGAGGUGCGCGUGCGUGAAUCCUUUCGGUGCGAUGGUUCUGUUCCUAGUCGGACACCGAGGUCAAGCCUGGCUGCUCCGAUUAAAUCUGCAAGACAGAUUUCCUGGCGUCUAAGGGACGUGGAGAGGGCAUCGGCUGAACGGAGGACGGAGGGCGAGAUACGUCGAUUCACAUUGAGAUUGAGCAGAGACAGACGAGUGAUUAACUUCUGAGGUUCUGCCGAACUCCAGCCGAGCAUGAACUAGGUAUUAUAAGCAAGUUCUAUGUGUCAAACCUACCUGAUGGGACUUAUAGACAGUUGCUGUCAUGUAGUAAGAUAGUUCACAUCUCAUGUCGCGACUCCUAAAUAUCCUAAUAUCAAUAUGUGCACAAAAUUAUUUGUGGUGAACUGCGCUUAGAGGAGAAUAAUUUCAUGUU